CGACUGAUAAUCAUUCCCUGUAACCAAAUGAACAUAUUUUUUCCUCUGUUAACCUUCUUAUUGAUGUUUGUUCAGAAGAAAUGUAAAUGGGAAACAUUCAUUUAACAAAGUCUUACCGAUACUCGUAGAUAUCAUUGACUGAGAACCACUUUACCAAGGGGGUAUAAAAGUGGAUCCACUUGUAACUUUUCGCAAACAUUAUUGUAGCUCAGGAAAUCAAGUUUGACAAUGUUUGAGUCUAAAAUAAUUCUCGUGGCGACGUUACUGUGUUUCCAGUUAAUGAAACAAAGUUCUUGCAAUGCGGUGACAGAGUCCUAUCACGUUUACACAAGUAUACAGUACAGGUUCGCCACCACGGAGAUCAGAUGCGUCAUUCGCAAUGCUGACUACAUCAAGAAAAAACUGCCAUUCCUUGUGGAGCUGCCCAAAGACGCUUUCAUUACUAAGUUUACCAUGACCACAGGGGGGAUCACUUACGUUGGAGAGAUCAAAGAGAGGACGGCAGGAUCGGAGGUCUACUUCGAAGACGGUGGUCUCAGCAACGUCAUAGCUUCCAGGGACGGUAACAAGUUUGGGGUGAAGCUGCCAGUGGCAGGGGGAGAGAAUGCGACUUAUGUUCUAGUCUAUCAGGAGCGGCUGUUUCGAAAGGAAGGGGUCUACGAGCACAAGCUGUACCUCCAACCAGGCCAUGUGGUCGCUGACGUCUACGUGGAGACCUACAUCUGGGAGAAUAAAGACGUCACUUUAAUUAACGUUCCGGCCUUGCGCCCCUUGAGCCGCAUCCACGCAGACUACGGCAAGGAGACCAACCCCUUGGCAAUAGUCAACAGGUUGUCCCCCAAUAAAGUUCAGGUCAUUUUUGCACCUACAGCAUCCCAGCAACCUUCUUCUGGUCUGUCUCACCUUUACCUGGUUCAGUACGACGUUUUCCAUCAUCCUGACGGAGACCUGGUCAUCAAAGAUGGAUUCUUCAUGCAUUUCUUUGCACCGGACAUGACCCCGAUGCCUAAGGAUAUCAUAUUUGUCAUAGACGUUUCCGGUUCCAUGGGCUGGGAUAAUAAGAUGGAACAGAUGCAAGCUGCCAUGAUUGAAAUUAUGAACCACAUUCCACCGAGAGACUAUUUUAACAUUGUUCCAUUUUCAAGUACUGCUUUUACGUGGAAAUCUGUUCUUGUUGCAGCUACUAAAAGCUACAUUAACGAAGCCAAAAAUUACAUCUGGAACUUAGACGCAGUAGGUGGGACAAAUAUAAGAGCGGGUAUAAUCACUGCCAGAAACUUGCUCUUCCAAAGAUCGUUUACCGAACGCGUUGCCAUGAUAUUCUUUCUGACAGACGGACAAGAUAGGAGCCCAGUUGAUGACUAUCCCUCUAUUCCUAUUUACGGCUUAGCGUUUGGCGAUGACGCUGAUCUAGAUUACAUCAAAGAACUUUGUGCCAAAAAUGGUGGAUUCUCCCAAAAGAUCUACACCAACAUUGAUGCCGCCAACCAAGUGACAAACUUUUAUGAUAAGAUUUCCUCGGUGACAAUGAAGAAAAUCACGUUUAAGUACGACCAUAGCAUAGUCGACGCAUCGUCCCUCACUCCGACAGAGUUCUCCCUGGUCGUCAACGGCUCUGAGGUCGUCGUCAUGGGAAAGCUAAAAAAAGACGUCAUCACUUUCAACGCUACGCUUGAAAUCGAAGCUGAAGCCGGAAAGUCCGUCAAGGUUCAAAAAGUAGAUGACGUCACUAAGCUAGCGGUGAGCCCAGACAAUAGCGCAGACUACAAAAAGAUGCAGUCUCUAAGCGGGAACAUGGAGAAAGCGUGGGCCUUUGCUACUAUUCAAAAUUUGCUACAGGAAGACCAGAAAAAAGCCACCGUCAAGGGCGAUACACAUGCGCUGGAGCAAGCAAUGUAUCUGUCCGUGAAAUUCGGCUUCGUCUCUCCCUUGACGUCUAUCGUCAUCAACGACCCGAACCAGAGGCAGAUUGUGGAGGCGGCGGUGAAGGACGAGGAUGCGAAGAUAGGCGAUCGGACGCACGCGUUCAUCACAGGCAGGCCGCCAACAACCACCGUGACAACAACUACAACAACCACGACAACUAGGAUGCCUUGGUGCCCGCCCAACACAACCCUCGAGGACGCCAUCAAAGGCGAGCUGCUUCGCUCCCUGACUAACGUCUCCAGGGUUUUCGAGACCUGCAUGGAUGUCAACCCAGGCGCAUCUGGCUAUUUGCGCAGGUCCAUGGUAGCAAGCACCAGGUUCGAAGGAGCCAUUAAAUGGAACAGAAACAAAAAUAAAAAUGUGACGCUUGUUAAUAUCCCACGUCCGGUAAGCAUUGAUCAUAUAAGUGUACAUUACAAGGGCAACGAAAAAUGCACAAGUCCAAUGCCGACCUUCGAAGGCAAAGCAUCCUACCUUCUUCUGUCUUGCCCCAAAGGGGCGGCUUUAUACGUGCAGACUGGCCCCACCUACGCGUUAAAAUCUGCCAGCGUCCAACGUCUCAUUCUCGUUUCUCAUCCUCACUUUGCAACGUUAUUUUUGGGAUCCAGUAGCUCAUGGCUGAUGUAUGGCGACCUGGAAUUUCGGAGCGAAGUGAAAAACAAAGAGGAAUUGACUCUGAGAGUUUCUUGCUUUAACCUGACCUUACAUCGGCAGCUGAGUUCUCUGGGUCUUGUUUACGAGAUGGACUUGAACCUGGAUAAUCGUAUCACCGCUUUCACGGGAAUGAUGGUCGACAACUUACACAACGUUGAAGGCGAUGGGGAGGUGAAUUGCGUCCCUUUGAGCAAUGAAGAUCAAGUUCUGAACAAGUAUAAACAGAAGUCCACGAAAAAGUUCAUCGUCUACUUUUUGGAUGUUCUGUACGAUCUCAUCAGAAACUUCCCACCUCGUUUGUGGGAAUAAUCCAUUGCUCCAAGUUCACACACACCUUGCUAACUUUGCUAACUCUUGUGUUUCAAACAUAUUUUUCAAAUCUCUUUAGUUGACAUUAUCUCUUCUCUCUGCACGAGUUACAAUUGUGUCCUGCCAACAUAUAGAUUAUUAAAAAAAUUCCUGUAACCCAAGCAGGGGUAUUGGAUAAAUAAGACGCCCAAUGCAAAGUAAAUUUGGUGGCCCCAAAUUAGACAAAAACAUAUAUAGAAACAGGGAAAAAAUAAAAUUGCGCAAUUAUCUAAAUCAACAAAUACCUGAAAUGGAUAAAUCACAAUUUCUGAAGUAAAUUUGAGAUAGGUCAUAGAGACAGGGUGAGUCUAGUAACCACAGAGUUAUAGCACUCUACUAUGUUUGAGGUCUGAUCCAAGUUUCAAUAUUUUUUCUCUCAAAUUAUUUUUUAGUUAUAUUUUUUGAGUAUGGUAAUAUAAGUACUAAAUAAGUAGGUGAGUAAUAUGGGCAUCUGGGAUUGUGAUAGCUUAUAGGACGGUAAUUGACGGUAUUAUUCGUCGAGGUGGAAACGAAGCAUAUAAAUAAUAUAUAUAUUGUUACGUAUUUCUGAUCUUCUGGCUAAAUGUACUAGGCACACAAAUAAAAGAAACACUGCAAAGAACUUGACGACUCAACUUUCAGCUUUAUAUAACUUUAUUGAAUUCUAACUAUAACAAUUCGUCACUGUAACAUGUAGCGUAUACGUCUUACAUCGACUGUAUCGACUGUAACGGCUCAAGUCCACUCUCUUAUACUGUUUCGCACAGUAGACAACAGUAUCGACGACUGUACUCUUUUUACAUGAACUCUCUGGUUUAUAUAGAGUCCCUAAUCGUUUGUCCAAUAUUGCAAAAACACUUCUAGUAUCCUCUGGAAUAACACGGGAGGAAACAUUACAUCCUGUCGUUGUUUAUACAUGUCGAUUCCAGAGGACACCUGCUGCAGUGUCAUCUCGCCGAGGUCACACGUAGUGACCUCUGUCACUGUUCAUUUGUCACACUGCCCCCCUUCGUAAAUCUGUUCGUCCUCUGGAACAACACGUGAGGGCACGUCACAUCCUGUCUUUGUUUACACGCAUAGAUUUCAGAGAACACUCGGUGCUGUGUCAUCUCGCCGGGGUCACACAUAGUGACCUCUACCUGUCACUGUUCAUUCGUAACAAUAUAUAUAUAAUAAUAAUAAUAAGGCUUGUCUUUUUUUUUUUUUCGAGUCCGAAGAUUAGGCCUAAUGAGGAAUGCAAUAUUUCCCGUGGCUACGAAGUGCGGCUAAUUCGUGUAUUCUACUUUGACCUGCCACAUUUCGGAUAAUAAAAACUAGGAGAAUAACGAAAGAAACAAAUGAAAUCAAAUUUUGCUCAGAAAAAAAAACUUUUAUCAUUUUUUUCUUUUUUUUUACUUAUUUAGUUAACAACAGACGUAUAUAAUUUUGUUUUAUUAUUAAUCUUAGCAAACCACUGCUGCCACAAUAACGGGAAAAGCUUGCCAGCCAAGAAAGCCGACUCAAAACUAUAUCAGGAGAACUUCACUCUCAGAUAACGAUGUCGCCACCGGACUUGAACUUUGCUUGGGAUUUCAUGACCAAAUUUCUAAGUCUCUAAGAAACUCCAUGAAUGCUCUAUCCGGUGAAGCAGCCAACAAAACUAGGAAGGUGAAGGCCUUUGGUAAAACGAAUCACGCUAAAAACGAGACGUCACGCGCUACUCUCGUGCAAUACUUAAACGCCAACCAAGGAAAGAGGUCAAUCUGCAUAGGUCCGGAGCUGAACUUUGCUGACGGGAAAAUGUAUGAGCUGGUCAAGUCGGUAAAAUCUGUAUCAUCUCUAUAUCUCAUAACUGGAAAAAACGAUCGCUUAGACAGAGUCACCACAGAAAAGCUUAUUUUACAUUCAUCUUCAGGAGAAAAGGUGACAGUUGUUUUGGGCACCUCCAAAAUGUGGAGAGUUUACGGACAGGGCCAAUUCAAUUUUCGUGUAAUAGACAGCAGGCAGAUGAGACUAACUUCAGGGUUCCUGGACAUGACAUUGACAAGACAAGUCACCAAAUGGGACGUUACUUAUGUCUUGGAUUUAGCAUUGGAUAGCAAAGUCCGCUACGGUGGGCUUUUAGGUGAUGCAGUUUGGUCAAAUGGAGAUGUUAAUUUUUUGGAAAGCGAGCCCUUAGACAAUCUAAGUGACCAAGUGUGUUACUCAAUGUCCGAUGAUCAAAAGCGUGUAGGAAAAUAUGUCAGUUCACCCCAACAGUUUUCUCCAGACCUCCUGGAACUUAUUGAUGACAUCGCAGAAAAUUUGCCACCAGAAGUUUUUGGAAAUGCGAAGAAACCUUAAGAUACUCAACUAUUUACACAUACACACACACAAAUGUUUUUAGAUGGGGAAGGGAAAGAAUAUUAUAUAAUUGGCCUAUUAUUUUUUUUUUUUUGUAUAGGGGCAUAAGUUAAUAAAAAAAAUGUUAAUGCAUAUUGUAGGAAUAGCCUACUGCUGAAAAAACCUAAUAUAUAAAGAAAAUUAUUACGUCUAUGUCUAGUAGGCCUAUAUAUAAUAUUUAACACUAUUUGACCUCUCUUAUUGAAACUUGGCAUGAAUAGGAUCGUUGCGUAGGUUGUAGAAUAUCCAAAUAGCUACUGAGGCGAAGAUCUAAAUUUGUACACGUUUGUACUUCAUUUGUAUUGGCUUUAACAUUUUUUUAACUUGGGCAACGCUGGGUAUUUUUGAAAUAGCUCGCGACUGCAGCAUAAAUGGACAACUGUUUUUAAGUAUGGAUGAAGAAGCUUGAAAGGAAAGUGAAGAGGUCAUUCAAUAAAUCAUUUGCAAGGUUACUAGGAGGGGUGGGGGGCUUUUGUUUAUUUGCCAAGAACUUUUCAAAACGUUUUUACUUUUGAUGAUUUUAGGAAUAACAAUGAUUUUCGGAGUUGUUUUUUUUCUACUUCUUACUAUUAGCUUGCACCUUUUUCAUGGGUUGAAUGGAGAACUUGGGAAAAGAUGGUUGGAAACUGGAUGAGUAUCUAGAAUAUCUAGACAUCACUUUAAAAAAAAGAUGAUUACGCCAUACGCAAGUCCCUAUGUCAAUCUAGUUGUGCAAGUAACAAUGACUUAAAACUCUGCUAAGUCGUUGGUUUCCUGGCUGAUUCAUGCAGCCCAUCCCAUGCUCUAAUAGCACUAGGGAAGAAUUAUUAUUUGUACAAAUUUGUCCUAGCGUAUGUAACAAGAAAGGAGUUGAAUAAAUAUAGAUGUACAGUCUCCAAUUAUGAAGAUGAGUGUCAGCAUCUGUUCUGUCUUCAAAGGCACAUCAAUUAUCUACAUGCUUUUGUCACUUUUUUAAAGAUUAUUUCUAAUGCAAUGUUCUGAAAGAGACAUUUAAACUAAUGAUUUAAAACAAACUUCCAAAAAAAAAACAAUAACGGAUGCCUUGUAAAUAGUCUUAAUUUCAUUUGUAUCAUUAAUUUAUUUUUUUUCUUAUCUGCCCUGUAAAAACAUAAUUGAUUCUUAACUACUUUGUACAAUAAAAUCUUUUUUUCGGUCUGCUCUGUAAGUAUGCAUUUAAUAAACAGUUGAAAUAAUUUUUCAGAA
Molecule: messenger RNA, 6471 nt
Organism: Biomphalaria glabrata
Lineage: Eukaryota; Metazoa; Mollusca; Gastropoda; Planorbidae
Product: inter-alpha-trypsin inhibitor heavy chain H4-like
Exons: 2
Coding region: 229-2889 (886 amino acids)
Source: RefSeq, a predicted model, not a curated record